Molecule: messenger RNA, 2431 nt
Organism: Ooceraea biroi (clonal raider ant)
Lineage: Eukaryota; Metazoa; Arthropoda; Insecta; Hymenoptera; Formicidae
Product: putative RNA polymerase II subunit B1 CTD phosphatase Rpap2
Cellular component (GO): cytoplasm; nucleus
Molecular function (GO): RNA polymerase core enzyme binding; RNA polymerase II CTD heptapeptide repeat phosphatase activity
Source: RefSeq, a predicted model, not a curated record
GCGGCCGAAAAUCGAAGUGAAACAUCCUCAUUAAGCGGACUACCCUCACUACUGUCGUAGUCGAUGAGCCGUUGCGCGCACGUUGAUCACACAGCAUCGCGCUGGAUAUUCGCAUUUUUGGAGAAUCAUCUAAAGCAAAGAACGUUGUCUCUUGCUGGACCUAUACCGUAGUCUGUGGUCAGUUCCAUCUGAAACUAACCUCAAAAAAAAAAGAGAAAAGUGUGGUGCCAGUCACACAAAACAGGAGGUGGCUGACGGCACAUUAAACAAAUCAUAAAAAAAAGAGAAGUAUACAUUAGUGAAUAAUUUUAGAUUGUACUACUACUUUCUGAAUUUGCUGUAAAUAUUGACAAUAUCGCAACAAUGUCAACGGCUAAAAAGUUUUUAAACGAAAAACGAAAAUUAAAGAAUAUGAGUAAGGUGGAAUUGCAGCAAGUAAUAAUUAUGAAGAAACAAUGUGACGCGAAAGCCCUUGCGAUAGUCGAGCAACUCUUGGAACCAGAUGUAAAUUCGGAUUGGCUUCUGCAAAAUCUGAGAUUUUUAAAAAAAUGUCACAUGGAGGACGUAAUAGAGGAAAGAACGAUACUGAAGUUAUGUGGAUAUGUUCUCUGCUCAAAACCAUUAACCGUAAUUAUCCAACAACAGUAUCACAUAUCGACACGCAGCAAUAAGGUAUACGAUGUCAGUAAACGGAAGAAAUUCUGUAGUUCGUCAUGUUACGGGGCAUCCAAUUAUCUUCUUGAACAAAUGCUGGACAGCCCAUUGUGGCUGAGAGAUAAGGAGGAUAUAUCAGUUUUCAAAAUUUUAUCACGUGAUAUAAAUCGUAAAUUCACUCAAUGUGGAGAGGAAGUUAAUAUUCUUAGUAAUAACCACUCGCAAGGUAUAACUGAUAAUAACAAAAAUAAAACUGAUAAUAACAAAGAAUAUAACACGAUCGAGCAAACGAAAGAAGAUGUAUUGUGUGAUACUUCAUCAAGCUUCAAAGAAGAAGAUACAUAUAGUUCUUGUUCAGUAGAUGAUGUGAAUGCUGAGAAAGAAGAUGUACACGUGAAAGAGAUUUCCAUAAAUACUGAGUCACAAGAAUUACUCGGCUGUGAAAUAAAUCCAUCGAAACUACAUAAAAAUCCGAUAAACGAAGAUUGCAGUUUACAGGAAUCCAUAAAAGAAAAUCACAAUGAUGAUACGCAAAAGUUAAAUAUAAAACCAGAAGUAGAAAGACAAUCCGAAGAGAUUCUACAUUCUCAUGAGCACGACACGGAUACAGAAAAUACAAAUUUUGAAUGUGAAAAUGUAAUCACAUGUAAUAAGGAUAAUAAAACUUUGCAGUCCCAACCGGAUGGCACAGAUAAUAAAACUGAUGGGAUUAAAACAUUACAGCCCCAAUUGGAUAGAAUAUGUAGCAGCAGUACUAUAAUUUCUUCAGAUUCUCGCACUAAACAUAGAAAAAACAGGGACGCGGAUAAAAGUAAGAAAACUAAGAAAUUCAAACAAAAAGAAGCGAAUAAUGUGGUGGCAACAACUGAUGUUUACUGCAAUCUUAUAGCACGUGUCGAACAAAGUGUUAGAGAAUGGGUGACAGAGAACACGCUUUGCCUCUUACUAGGCAAGGAAGAUGAGAAGAAUCAGUUAUUAGAAAGCCUUAUACAGCAAGAAAGAUAUCAGAAAUUGUGUAAGAAACUGGAUAGAUUACAAUUGGAAGAUAAGAUGAGAGAUCACACCAACCUGGAGAGAGAUACUCUCAAACCUUUACCUGUUUCCUCUGUACUUCAAGAGGAAGGGAAGAAAAUCGAAUUGAAGGUGCGUGCAUUCUAUGCAGGGGAGACAACAUUUCCAUUAUCCGGAGAUAGCAGUAAGGAAUCGGAGAAUAAAGAUGACAAUGGUGAAUCCGUAUUACCACUAACAGAGAAAUGCGCGCCCAAUGUAAUUCGGCGUCGAAUUUUCUUGGAUAAACUUAAUACGAUAUUGCCGGAUUUACUGCGUACUCUCGCGAACAAUGCGAACGUUUCUUCAAUGAUGCAGUACACUCACAAUAAUGAGAGGUAUUUCCUGAUCAAGAUUUUGGUCAGCACUUUUAAUCUAUCUGCUGGAAACAUCAUUUUUAAAACUGGAGAAUGGACACUCGUGGGACUCAUCGUCAUCAAAAUGUUGAGCUUUAUCGAUGUAAAACUGCAAUCACUACUCCACUCGAAACAAGCUUCGAUGUACACGUCUAUGAUGCUCACAUUGUACAAAUUGGAUGGCAAUUAUUUGGACAGAUUUAUGAUGGAAGUCACAAACAGUAUAAAUGCAUCCGAGUUAAACGAUAGGAAUUGAAAUUAUAAAUUAGUAUUAACGGACUGUAUGAGUUUUAUAAAUGUAUAAAUGUACAAUUUUGUAAAUAUACACAUGUACAAUUUCGAUUCUUAUAAAACAUCGAUUGUAAGUAAGAACC